GGACUUUCCAAUGAUCAAGAAGGUUGGAAAGUUAUGCAGUCGACGCUUUUCCUUGCACUCUGAAAAGCUGUCCUGUAUAUGGUCAAUUGCCAUUGGCUAUUGCCCUCCUUCAAAAUUUUUGAUACGUGAGGAAGUACCUAGUGUGUUUCCUCGCUCUAAUAACAAUAGAAUAUUCUUCGGGAUGUUAGUAAAUAAAUUUACUAACAUUGCUCAAUUUUUGCAUUUAUGAGUAUGAUAGAAGCAUAUUGGAUUACACAGGAGCAAUACCAAGUUCAAUAAACUGCUGUGGUAAAUUAUUAGAUUCUUCUACCAAUAAAAAAUGACAACACUCCUCUAUGCUGGAAUUGCUGUCUUGGUUGGAGGUGGCUAUUAUUUAUUAUUCAGCAACAAGAAGGAAAAUAAUCAACUUGAUGAUGAUGAGUGCAUGACCGAAGGAACGGAUGAGGAGAUAAUUGUUAAUAAUGAUUUGAUACAACAGAAAAAGACAAAUACUAGAAUGUUUUUAUUUCCGAGUCUGUUCACUGAUCACAGAAUAUUUUCAAAUCAAAAGAAGGUUUACGGUGAUAUUUUGCAAGUGAUAGAUUUAUUCGAAUUGGAUGAAAAAGUAUACGGAAAAGUUGAUGAGUUGACAUUACAUUCAUAUGCCAAACAAUUGACAGCUUAUAUUGUCAAGAAUUAUGAAAAGGAAAUUUUGGAUAAGGAUUUUGAACAAUUCUUUGUUGGUGGAUUUUGUGUUGGAGGAAUGAUUUCAAUAUUUGUUGCACAAGAAUUAAUGAAAGGAUAUCCUGAAAUUGCAAAGAAAUUGAAAGGUGUCAUGUUGGUUGGAAGCUGUCCAUCUUUUACUCACUGCGUUGAUCCUCGUUAUCUAAAAAUUAAGAAGGUUGUUAUGAAUUAUUUCCCAAGAUUUGUCUUGAAUGGAAUUGUUAGAUUCUACUUGUGGGCCAACAGAUAUCUCAACAAGAUUAGUUCACUAAUGGAAUCAAAUAUGGUUUCUGUUUGGAAGGAAGAUAGAAAUAUCAUGUUAAAAUACAAGACAGUAUUGGAUGACAUGAUGUUGGAUAAGGAUCCAAAUUUUGUUUUUCAAAUGCUGAUUGCAGAAUUCAAUUUUACUGCUCACGAUUUGGAUAAUACUUUGAAAAAGGAUGAACAAGUUGAAUGGGAUAGAUUCAACAAUGAUCUCCCCAUUUCUCAUUUACAUGGUGAUAACGAUUAUUUACUUCGAUCCAACCUGUGUGAAAGCUUUGUCAAGCAACAAGUUUUACCAAAUAAGGGUAACUACAGAUUGCGUGUAAUGAAACACUCUGGUCAUUUUCUUCCUCUCACUAGAAUGAAUGCUGUCACUAAUUUUAUUUACAAUAUCAUCCAGGGCUCACCAGUUUUAUAAAUCCAUAGUACUCAUUUUCAAUU
Molecule: messenger RNA, 1407 nt
Organism: Naegleria gruberi
Lineage: Eukaryota; Heterolobosea; Eutetramitea; Acrasida; Naegleriidae
Exons: 1
Coding region: 320-1384 (354 amino acids)
Source: RefSeq, a predicted model, not a curated record